Messenger RNA from Haliotis rubra (blacklip abalone), 1563 nucleotides. Its product is annotated as probable hydrolase PNKD. Gene Ontology annotation, cellular component: mitochondrion. The coding region runs from base 46 to 1080 and encodes 344 amino acids. NCBI's taxonomy places the organism in Eukaryota, Metazoa, Mollusca, Gastropoda, Lepetellida, Haliotidae. The transcript is spliced from 10 exons. The record is from RefSeq and is a predicted model, not a curated record. Gene Ontology annotation, molecular function: hydroxyacylglutathione hydrolase activity.
CUAAAUCACAUCCGCUUCGUCCUGCUUGACUGGUACGACGAUUCUAUGUCUCUUCUUGUCGCUGCUUUAACCUCGUUCUGCGAACUCCUCUCCGGUUGUUGGAAGACAGCAAUGGCUAAAGCAGGAAGUUGUUUCUUCAGGAUCGGGUACUUUCUAUACACACGGACACGGGUGGGAUACUAUUACCAUCAGAAAGAGAUAAAGAAGGCCAGAGAGAAGUUGGAGGGAGCAGACCAUUCCAACACAGAACCUACCCUGUUCAAUGAUCUGUCCAUCCUUCCUAUUCCCAUGCUGUUAGAUAAUUAUGCCUAUCUGAUCACAGACAAGGCUUCCAACAUGUCUGUGGUGGUGGACCCUGGGGACCCAGAACCAGUGCAGAAAGUUCUGACUGAUAUGAACAUCACCCCUGAGGCAAUACUCAUCACCCAUAAACACUGGGAUCAUAGUGGUGGGAACGAAGCCAUGAAGUCUGCCUACCCAAAUGUCCGGAUCUUCGGAGGAACAGGUGACCAUGUGCCCAGCAUUACCAAUGGUGUUGUGGAUGGGGAGAAGCUGACAUUUGGCGGUCUGAAGUUCACAGUCAUGUUGACGCCUGGUCACACAGUAGGCCAUGUGGUCUAUCUUCUAGAAGGUCUUGGCUUUGAAGCUCCUGACUGCCUGUUUUCUGGGGAUCAUGUCUUCCUCGGUGGAUGUGGUCGAAUGUUUGAGGGUACGCCAUCCACCAUGCUCACGUCCCUCGACAAGAUGUGUGAGCUGCAUGACUCCACACUCAUCUGGCCAGGACAUGAGUAUGCAACUGAUAACCUGGAGUUUGCCUGCCAUCUUGAUAGUGAAAACUCAGAUGCAGAGGAGAAGCUGAAGUGGGCUAAAGCAAAGCGAGAGCAGAAAUCACCUACGUGUCCUUCUACUGUUGGAGAUGAAAAGAAGUAUAACCCAUUCCUGAGAACCGGUGAACAGUCUGUGCUGGCCCAAAUGGGCAUUUUAAACAAGGAGAACUUUUCAACCCCAACAAACCAAGUCAGGGCCCAGGCUCUGGGGGAAAUCCGUGAGAGGAAGGACAAGUUCAAGUACAAACUGUGAUCCUCGAUGUUACAGCUGAUACUGGUUUACUCCUCUGGACCAAACACCCUGUUGUACAAGGUUGUCUAAGUUGUUGCCUCACAUGUUUUUUACAUUAACACACAUCAACUCUUUUUAGCCCAGAGACAGUUUUGUGCAACAUGGAGCUGGCCCCAGGGGUCAUCUCACAGCAAUAGCAUAGCAACAUGUGGAGAAUGAAAUACGUCCAAGAACAUGAUUCUAGUGUUAUGUUGGAAAUGUAAUAUCUCUCAUUUAUUUUAUACCAAAAGUGACAAUGAAUUUGAUUAUCCUUAUGUUAGCAGCUUUAUUUUUGUUAGAUAUUGAUAAAAUGGCACUGGGUUUUUUUUUGCUGCCUCAAAGUAUCAUUGAUCUGGAAAAAGAUCAAGUUUGAGCUUGCCUGUGUCAAAGGCUAUGUAGUUGUGUACUGUUUUUCUGUCUACCUGUCUGUCCAUACUUUAACAUUCUCAACAAUUAAAGCCCAAA